Molecule: messenger RNA, 1430 nt
Organism: Ziziphus jujuba (common jujube)
Lineage: Eukaryota; Viridiplantae; Streptophyta; Magnoliopsida; Rosales; Rhamnaceae
Exons: 3
Coding region: 340-1320 (326 amino acids)
Biological process (GO): rRNA base methylation
Cellular component (GO): cytoplasm
Molecular function (GO): rRNA (uridine-N3-)-methyltransferase activity
Source: RefSeq, a predicted model, not a curated record
GCAGCACCCAAAAAAAAAAAAAAAAAAAGAAAAGGGUUUGUUUUCUUGCUACAGUUCACACCGACCAACCACUUUGCAUACAGCAAUCACAACAAUCAGAAUUUAAGAUUCUCAUCAUCGGAUCCCACUAUCUUUUCGUUUAUUAUUAUUAUUAUUUUUUUUUGGGAGAAAAUCAUAUUCCACUAUCUCUUCCUCUCUCUUUUCUACUUUACCAGAGGCCUAAGGAAAGAACUUGUAGCCAAAAAAAAGAAUAUAUAUGUACAUACACUACUCUCUAGUACUUUACUGAUAUCUUCCUUCUUUCUCACAUACAGGUGUGUGUCUGAACUCUGAAGCAAUAUGGGUCAACAUUUCUCUGCCAUGGCCGACUAUAGUAUAUUUGACAAACAUAAACAAAGCAAGAGCAGCCACAACGGUCUACCAAGCUUUACGGAUGAUCCUUUCUCUGCCAUGGCCGACUGCUACCGUGUGUUUAGUAAACCAAAACCAAGCAAGAGCCGCGACAACCGUCUACUAGAUAGUACUACAACAACACUAGCACUGACUACCCUGGCUACUGUUGCAGUAUCAGCGCUGGUCUACUAUCGUACAAGAUUUGAUGACCAUUUAGAUGAUGAAAUAGAUAAGGAUCAUGAGGAUCAGGAAGAGGAAAAGAGGCAAGUUUAUCCGCCUGUUUCGGAUUUGUUGGUGGUCAGCAAAACCCCAAAUAUGGAUUUCAUUUUCAACGAAGGUGAUGGAAGACAACAACAACAACACAAGAUAUUGCUGGUGGGUGAAGGAGAUUUCUCUUUCUCUGCUUCUUUGGCUUCGUCUUCUCCUUCUGCUUCCAACAUGGUCGCUACAUCUCUCAAUUCUAGAGAUUUUUUGUACAGGAAUUAUCGGAAUGCCAUGGACAAUAUUAAUGAAUUAAGAAGGAAAGGAUGCACCAUCAUGCAUGGCAUAGAUGCCACAGAAAUGGUAAAACAUGAUGCUUUAAGUGGAAUGCUGUUCGAUCGAAUCAUUUUCAAUUUCCCACAUGCUGGCUUCUUUGAAGAUGAUUCCACUGAAUCCCAGCUCCGAAACCAAAUGCUAGUAGCGUUGUUCUUCGAGAAUGCUAAGAAGAUGUUGAAGGCAGGUGGAGAAAUUCACGUGACACAUAAAUGCUCGUACUUCUUUCAACGAUGGAACAUUCAAGUUUUGGCCUCAAAUGUUGGUCUCCGACUUAUAGAAGAAGUUCCAUUCAAUUUUAGGGACUAUCCUGGGUAUCACACCAAAUAUGGUUUUCGUGGUGACAAAAACUUCAAUUGUAACCCCAGCAAAACCUACAAAUUUGGCUUUUAAUCAAUCAAUAUUACAGCCUUAAUACAUUAGUUUAUUGUAAAUUAAAACUCAUGAGCUUUUCAGUUGUAAUUGAUGCCUCAAAUACACAUGAACAUGACAUGCUUUUUCUC